CAAGAAAAGGCGGGAUAACCUGGAAAUUCAAAUCAAAACAUAAACAAAAUGCAGAAGAGUGAAACUAGUGUGAUAGACCAACUAAUUAGGAAAUUAGGGCUGCAUGGCGAAGAAAAGCUUAAAGAGAAAACGACCGAAUUAUUGCGACUACUUGAGCUCAAAUCCUCCAGAACUGGCUCCGCAAUAAAUGAAUAUGCUAAGACUGUUAUCUGCAUUGAACUCGCUACUACCCCUUUGGGGAUCACAUUCGAUUCGGAAAUCGGACUGAAAUUGUCCGGUCUCCGGAAAACCGCCUACGAAAACUACAAAAGAACAUUUGAGAAAAUCCUGGAGCUCAACAAACCCGUCGGAAUCAAUGAGAUCUGCGUUCAGCUAGGUCUACAUGAAUACCAGAAGAAGGCCACCCAAUUCCUCGAAAUCUAUAAAAAGCACCUGGAAGGCAGUACAGAUGAAGUCGACAUCACUCAUCCUCAGUACGCCGCGAUGGCUGUGUACCAAGCCUGCAAGACGGGCAAAGGGAGCAAAACCGUAAAGCCGAAAUUGGUAACAUACAGCCACUUGAAGUCGGCGCAGUGGACCAAACUGGAACAGAAAUGGGAUAACUUGCUCAAGGAUCAUAUGAACACUGGGGCUAAGCCCAAGAAGAAAAUUGAGGCUAAUGAACAGGAAGUCCAAAAUAAAGAGAAUAAAACGCUGAACUCGUCUGAAAAACCGAAGUCUUUGGAUGAGGUCGGCGACUAUGAAUCCUGGAAGCAGGGAAUGUUGGAUUACGCCUAUGCGAAGUUAAAGAAGCAAGCGCUUGCGCAAGCGAAGUAGUGUACAAAUAAGAUGUAGGGGAGGAGAUUUUUAUUGUAAACAUCACUUUUAGUUCUUAAUAAAUUAUUUGUGUAUU
Molecule: messenger RNA, 892 nt
Organism: Hermetia illucens (black soldier fly)
Lineage: Eukaryota; Metazoa; Arthropoda; Insecta; Diptera; Stratiomyidae
Gene: Orc6
Product: origin recognition complex subunit 6
Exons: 3
Coding region: 49-816 (255 amino acids)
Biological process (GO): DNA replication; DNA replication initiation
Cellular component (GO): nuclear origin of replication recognition complex
Molecular function (GO): DNA binding
Source: RefSeq, a predicted model, not a curated record